This is a messenger RNA of Brassica oleracea var. oleracea, 1191 nucleotides long. RefSeq lists its product as uncharacterized. The coding region runs from base 1 to 1191 and encodes 396 amino acids. NCBI's taxonomy places the organism in Eukaryota, Viridiplantae, Streptophyta, Magnoliopsida, Brassicales, Brassicaceae. The transcript has 3 exons. The record is from RefSeq and is a predicted model, not a curated record.
AUGGCUCAAGAAGAUUAUAACCUGGACAUGAACACAGAGUCUGUGCAGUUAGCCUACUCAUUACCAGAGGCAAUGAUGCAACAUAUGGCUUCAGACACCCCUCCUAUUCAUGUUACAAGUGAUAGACAAGUUCGGAACUUGCUCGAGAUAGCUAAAACGCAUGAAGUACGUCAUUGUGUAUCAAGCCUUAGCAAGAUGAAAGCUGUUUCAGAGGAAGGGGAAGAGGAUGAUGAAUGGGAUGAAGCUGAUGAAGGGAAUAAAGAGUUGCGGUUGACAGCGGUGAGGCGUAGGUUCUCCUUCAGAAUAUACAAGUCAAUGAAAACUCUCCUUGUGGAAACAUGUCGGGUUAAUGGUUGUGGAUGGAAGAUCAGAGCGAGUGUGAAACAUGAGACAAACACUUUUUGGGUAAACAAGUAUGUGGAAACUCAUACAUGUUCUGUGGGAGACAGAAUUGCCCAGCGGAAACACUGUACUCCGAAAGCAUUGUUAUAUGCGCAAGAAUUGGUGAGAGGAUCAGCGGAAGAUGGGUAUGAGCAACUGCCUUCAUAUUUGGAGCAAAUCUCCUUAGUAAAUCUGGGUUCUAUCACUGGUCUAGAACUUGAUUCUCUGAAUAAAUUUAAGUAUAUAUUUCUCUCCUUUGGAGCUUCAAUCCGAGGUUUUCAGUAUCAGAGAAGGGUCAUUGUGGUGGAUGGGACUCACCUAAGUGGGAAGUAUGAAGGUGUUAUAUUAGUUGCAGCCGCACAGGAUGGUAAUUUUCAGAUAUUUUCAUUGGCUUUUGCGAUCGUUGAUGGUGAAAAUGAUGAAUCUUGGGAGUGGUUUUUCACAAAAUUGGCGAGUUGUGUAUCUGAUGAGUAUCCUCUGGUGAUAGUCUCUGACCGGCACACAUGCAUUAAGAAUGCGUGUGAUAAGGUGUUUCCGUGGGCUACCCGAGGAAUAUGUUAUUAUCACCUUCAACAGAACAUUGUCCAAAAGUAUAAAGGGAAGCAUCUCUUGUACUUGGCGAAAGGUGCUGCUUAUGCUCAUACACUUUACGAUUUUGACCGGUAUAUGGAUGAGAUAAGGAGUGCAAACCCGGAACUUGCAACCUACUUGGAGAAUGCCGACAUGACCCUAUGGUCAAGGAUUCUUUGUCAGGGAGACCGGCACAACAUAAAACUAGCAGCAUCGCUGAAUCGAUUAAUUCCGCACUGA